AGCACCCUGUGUUGCUGCUCAGUUUGGCCACAGCGACUUGUGCGUCUAUUUUGGUAUCUUCUGAGUUUGCUAUCAGGAGCCUGGCCACAUCAGUGCAUUUUAAACAUGGAUCUGAGGGCUUGACUCACUUUGGUCGUACUUUACUGGUUUCUUCGACUCUAUACUGAGGAUUUGUUUGAUACCCGAGUCUAGAUUGGACCCUCGCCCUCAGAAUGAGAGCGACCCAUCACCAAGGAGGUUUACAUAUCCCACCACUUCCCUGAUAUAAACCUGAGCUGCAAAACCAAUAAAGACCUACGGAGCUGCAGCAGCUCUAGAGGAGACAAGACUGGUGAUGCACAAGACAGAAAGACACUUGUUGACAUCAUGAGCUGUGUGGAAAAGCGACACGUGAGUCAUCGGGUGGGGGGCAUGCUUCACCAUCGCUUCCCCAAUGGCUUCACUGACUUGUUCAUGGAUGAGACGGAUCGCGAGGUCAGCACUCUCACUGAUCGAGCCUUCCGAAGUCUCUGCGUUGGAGAUGACGCAGUUUAUAAUGAUGAGUUGUUGUAUGGAUAUUCACCUUUCAGCUGCCAUAAACCCUUGGCAGGGGAGCCUCUUAAAAAGACUCAUCAUAAGGAAUCUAAAAAGCAAGGGCAAAAAAACUGUGACAAAAAAGACGCCCAGCCCUGGAAACAGCAGCAGCAAAAGAAAAUAUCUAACAUGACAUCUUUCCUUAAGGCACUGAGUGCCACAGAGGAAAGCUGUGAGGGGAUGUUAAUCAAAAAUGGAGGUAUUACGGAUUCUAAUGGGGAAUCAUGGGAUAAGUCAGCACUACGCAGCAUCCAAAGGGAGUUAUCGGAAUUCUCCACGGAUUAUCAUACCAAUCUGACGGAGGGACAUUACAAGAACCAUCAUCGACAUCACCCCAGUGGUAGUUCAUCUAACAAAACAGGCAAAGAUGCUGCCCUGCCCUCAGGGAAAUCCUCAAAGAUCAAAAACGGGAAAACCACUGUCAAACUAAGGAAACUUAACAUCAAAAACUUUUUCCUCCACAGUGAGUUUAGCCCUUUCCAAACAUGGAGAGAUUUUAACCAGUUCUCCUUUGGCCAAGAGGAGACAGCAUCAUCUAUUCUUCCCACAGAUAAUAUCCCUAAAUGGUACGACUUGCCAUUUUACAAGGAGCUCACAGAUGCACAUAGAAAAGAGACUCUGCAUACAGUGGAGGGGCAGUCAUGCCAGAAAGCAGCAGCAGAGCCCCCUCCUCCCACUGCUCCUAAACCCAUCCCUCCCCCUCCUCCACCAAAAGUCCUGCCAAAGCCCUCAGCUGCUCCAGCUGAGAAGAGGUGCUCUUCGGAGGGAGGAGAUGGGAUUGCCCCCUGGAGGCGCAACAGGUCAAGGGCAAAAAGUGCAAUUCCAGUUAAUCAGCCAGGAAUACCAAGUCAGGUCAAUUAUUUAAAGACAGUAGAUGAAACUCUUUUGUUGGUCAAGGAGCCUACAUCUGUGGAGGUGAAAGCAAUUGAGGAGGUCAGCUCUUUGGCCUCUACUCCAUUCAGCAUCUGCCAACUGAUGACUCCUCUCAUUCCCUCCAGACAACCAACGGAAACGUCAGAGAUCCUCUCGGUCCUCUCACCCUCUGUCCUUGACCUUCCACUUAGACCGCACUCUGAGGCCAAAGUUACCCCUGAACCUCCAGUCAAGAGGGACAGCUACAAAUCACUUGCCUCUAGCAUCCUCUUCAACCUCAAAGACAAUAGGAAAAGGGUUAAAAGUCGUUAUAGCCCACCUAAAUUCAAAACUAUAGAGUUGCCUGAUAGUGGCAUCCAAUCUCCACAAUCAGAUCAUUAUAAGCAUCCACAAGCUGGCUCUGAGGGCAACGCAUCUGGCCUAAGCACCCCUGCCAUCUUUAGAGAUGGACAGACAGUUUGCAGUCCUAUCUUGGAAUCGAAAAACAGCCCAACUGUUUGUGUUACAAACAACAAUACCAACAGGCCUCUAUCAGAUGACUAUUUGUUAUCAAAUCUACUGCAAACGAAUAGGGAGGCUUGUUAUGGUGAGGAGAAUCUGAUAUCACCCUUUACACGCUCUAAAAAGAACAAGAGCCCCAUGGGUAAGAAGCAAAACUACCCCUCUCUGAAUUUGUACAAGAAAACCAAACCUGUUGAUAGUGAUAUGAAAUAUGUUCAAGUUCCUGUGAGCAGUGGUGCUCCUGUAUGCACAGACCAACCAACUGUGACAGAUGAACUUUCACCACUAAUGCUCAACAAAGAGCUCUCCCCAACUGCACUGCCAACAAACACAAGGCCUUUGCCAAACACUUCAAAUGUCAGCAAAGAUCUAUCACCCAUAAUUUCACCCCAUGCCAUUGAGAACCAGAGGUUGUCAUCAAAUUUAUCGGUAGGGAAAAGACUUACAGAUGUACCAGACAAAGCAAAACAGCUGGUGAAAGACACAAAAGAAAUAGACUCUGGAGCUCAGCCUGUUUUUAAGGAAAAAGAGGCUAGUGGCCAAACCAUGAAUACUAUGGAUUUGAUCAGAGCAGCGAGGGAAGCAAUUAAUGCAGCAAAAAACAAAGCUCUGUCUGCGACUCAGCCAGAGAGCAUCGAUAAGCCAAUUUCAGACAUAGAAGAAAUGAAAGAGAGAGAAGUAGAUGAGAAGGUUGCUUAUGCAAAGGAAAAUGUUAGCAACAAGAGGGAUGGUUCAUUAUUAGAAAACAAAGUUUUCUCUCAAAGUAGAAAUGAAUCAACUGGCACAGUGCUGGUUGGUCAAAAUCUUGUCAAGAAAGAGCCACCGCCAGUUCCAAAGAGAAAUUUUGCAAAAACUGAUGUUGAAUUUACUUUUGACAAACAUCAGACACAUAAUGUUGACAGGUGUAAUUCAGUGGAUGCAAAACUAAAUUUACCAGAGAAAGAAAAUGAAUCUGUCUCAAAACAAAUGAAGAGCAAACAUAUAUUCUCAGCCAGACAGAACAAUUACAUAAAAAAUCAGAGAUUUGCAGUGACAGAUGAUGAUCAAGUACAGGAAUAUGAGGAACGUGAUCUUAAUGUGAGUACAAGGUCAGAGGUGGAUGAGAAUAUGAUGUCGGUGAAACAAGUGAGAGAUAGCGAGCAUAUUAUGAAUGAUUUGCAUUCUCUGAAAGAGCUGCAGAGAGCAAAGCUUGGCGAUCGCAUUCUUGAGAACGCCAGGAACAAAUUUGGGAUUAUAAACAUUGAUGAGGAGGCCAGGGCUAAGAAUGAUUUGAUCUCAAGGGAGCUUCGUAAUAUAAAGAAGGGCAUGCUAUCUGUGAGAGGGAACACAUUAGCUAAGAGAGAUGUGUUUGCCAAGACAGAGAAAGAACUGAGAAAGCAGGAGGCUUUCACAAAGAUAGACAAUAACGUUGUGGUAAACAAAGCACUUAUAAAUGACAAUUAUGACAAAGCCAAAAUGGCACUUGAAGAGAUCAUUACAGAGAGGGAGAAGAGAAGGAAUAAAUUCCCAGAAGACGAUAAUUCAACAUUUGAUGACAACGCUAGUGAUGAAUGUUAUGUAACAAGGGGACAGCAAUGUAAAAACACAAUGAAUGAUUCAAUGAUAGAGGGCAAGGAAAGACAAAAUGGCAGCAUUUCUGCAGUAAAGGAGAAAGAACUAAAGGAGAGGUUAAGCGAUCUGAGAGACCGCAAUCUUGUGAGGCAGAUUCUGUCACAAACUGAACCUAGAUAUGGUGAGACCCAAAAACUGGGUGGUAGGAAAGCUCGAGCUAGCAAUGAGCUAGACUCACUCCUUAAAACUAAACAUGUUAUUGAUAAUCCUAGCUAUGAGUCAGAAGUGGUGAAUUUCAGAGAUGUAGCGAGACAAGUGUCUGAAGACAGUGGUGAAAGUCUGAGUAAUGAAAUUGGAAGCACAAAGUUAGAUGCUCCGCCUGUUCCCCCUAGGAGUAAAAAAGGAGACAAUAGAAGAGAUGACAGCAUUAUUAAGGAAAUAAAUAUUUCAAAUGAUGCAGUAGAUGAGGAUGCCUUAGACGAAGUUGUGAAAUAUGAAAAUGGUGAGUUGUGCUUGAGUGAGAUGAGGACAGGCUCAGGAAAACAAGAAGAAGAAAGUGAACAGUUCACAAAAGAAACUCUACCCAUUCAAAAUGAACAACUUUCUGAUAAAGACAUGUGGGAUGCGGUAAAUAAAGCAAAUUCAAAAUCUAUUACAGCUAGUCAUGCAGUUAAAUGUGAGCCCAUCUCAUCUUCAAACUACCUACAAUCUGAAAAUAGCUUGCACUUAUCACCAAAGUUCAAGGGAGAUGAAAACGAGCCAACUAAUUUACAGACAGUGAGCACCAAAGUGGAAACCGCAUUUGAAAACGCAAAGUCACAGGAAGCACCUAAGGUAAAGAGAAAGGCCCCUUUAAGACCAGACCAUCUGCUAAUCACACCAGAUGACAAAGUAACCAAGAAUAUCGUUGCAGAAGAUGAAUCUGACAAAACAUAUAGACACAUAGAGGAAGUAAAUGUAGAUACAGAGGCUAUCAGUGAAACGCCCAGAAACAUAAUGUCACCUUUACUACUGGUGAAUGGUGUUAGUGUCAAUCAGAGCCCACCUGAUCAAGCUAGCUUGUCCUCAAAAUCCUCUUACUUCUCUGCAGAUAGUGCACUGCAGCGAAACACUGAGACUGAGUCCAACAUUUACCACUCGCUGGAGAACUUGAUUGGAGAGGUGGAGGAGGAAAUGCAAAAUGUUUCACAAAACAUGAAACACGAUUUGGACAGGAAUGAAGUGGAAUAUUAUUCUUUGAGUGAUCAUGAAAAUGAGUCAGAGGUCAUGAAGCGAGCGAUAAAAGUACUUCAAAAAGAGGCAGAAGUUGACAGCACGAUCAGAGACAAUAUAACUGCAGAUGAAAGUUUAUCUCAUGACGAAAAAACUCCGACCCCAUUGUCCCCCUCUAACACGUUCUCCCCAACUUUGGCAAUCCCGUCUUUAUUUAAGGUCAAAGACAACACUUUUAAUGUUAAGUCAAAGAAGACACUACAACCUUGGGUACUGAGAGGUAGUCUGGGGGGUUCAGAGAGGGGAGAUCAAGCAAAGGAAGCCCCAGAGCUCACACUGGUUAAUGAGACCACUACCAGUGAGACCUUACCUCCAGCAGAAUCCUUGAUACCUAAAAUGAUGGUAACCAACGAUUCGCCUCCUCUGCUGCCUUCACCUUCAAAUCUACUAAAUGAAAUCCCAAAGAAACCCCAACUUGGACAGUUCCUUACUGUCCAACAGGAGGAAGACAGGUUGUCUGGAGUGAGUCCAUCAUCUGAAGGUGUGGAGAGCCUAACAAUCAGCACAGCUGAGAUGGGAACGGGUGCAGGAGUCCCAGGAGAGCGUGGUGUGUCCAAGGUUCCUAGCGAAUGCUCAGGAUCAACCUACAGUGGAAAUGAAAGCCAAACUGGGUUAACCAAACCACCCGUUGUCUUACCCAAAUCUGAAAAGGCUGUUCUGAAAGCCAUUAAGCUGACAAAUAGAAGAAUGAAGAAGGAGGAAGCCCAGAAGUCCCCCCACAAGCCAUCUCAAAGCAGCAGCAAACACAGAGCAGAAAGACACAAGGCUGACAAAACUGAGCAAAAAAGUAGCAGCAGCAGUAAGAAUAGCAAGAGCAUCGAGAGAAAGCACCAGCAUCAGAGUGAAGAUCACCAUGGUAGAAAAAACCGUGAAGGAAGUGAGCAACUACUCCCUGAAAAAAGAGCUCACAACAGUGAAAACCAGCAUCAAGACAGAACAGAGAUGAACCGCAAUACUACGAGACGGAGCCACAAGUCGGCGGAAAGCAACAAGCUGAGCAAAGAAGCACUACCCAGUGUUGCAACAGAAAGGCAAGGCCGCAGCAGCGACAGACACAUUCGAGAUAACACCGAUAAAAGACAUUACAGCACUGAUAGGGUCAUCAGUAACGUACCUGUGUACAAAUCUCACAUCAGCCCCAUGUCAGACAGACCAGUCCAGCGGUCGCAAAGCAUUGAUAGAUACUUGGGAGAUAAAGUGGAACGCAGGUUUAGUGCCGAUAUGUCAGUGAACGAGAGGUUUGAUCCACGAACGCAGCGCAUUGAGAAAUCCAUCAUGGAUGGGAUUCAGCAGAGAGGCCGAGCCAGAGACAAGGCGAGCAGAGAGAACCCAUUGAGAAGGAGUCAGAGCAUUGAUGCGUACAGCACCGAAGCAUCUCACCCUCCAACUCUGUCCCGCCAGUCGAGCCAAACCAGCCAGCAUUCACGCCAGUCCAGCAUCGAGCAUGCCAUUGUUGCACAGUCGUUCCCUAUGACCCAACGUAAGCUCCUCCAGGAUCCAGACUCGGGGCAGUAUUUCUUCGUCGACAUGCCCAUACAAAUCAAGACAAAAACGUUCUUUGAUCCCGAAACAGGAAGCUACGUGCAGCUGCCAGUACAGCCCCCAGAGGGUGCUAUUCCUCAGGCUUCCCCCAUGGAGGUCUUGACCCCACCUCUGGUUGUUUACCACAGCUUUGUGCCAGUGCCUCUGUCCCCCAUGGCUCAGAAAGCUACCGUUCAAACUGCUGUUUUAGAGCCAGAGGAGUUUGAGCAGAGAUGCCUAGAAAGGUCAAGGCAAAUGCACUGUAAGGAGGGACAUCCAUAUUUAGAGCCUGUCUAUGGUCAACAUGACCACAUACUGGGGGAGUUCUUGGGCACUGAGGAGCUGGACUGUCCAAGCUGAUAGGUCAUGAAGUUCCAAAGGAAAAAAAUCCCCCUUCCUCGUAUGCUGUUGUCUCUCAUCAAAUUGUUGUGUUCAUUGCAUCCCAGGAAUUAUUUUAUAAAGAAGUGUCAAAUUUUUCAUUUUCAUUCAACCUACCAUUUAUACUUUUACUUUAGCAAUUUCCCACAUUAACCACAAUGACUUGUUUUUGACAUUUGACUGUUGAAUGUUGAAUAUGAUGAAGCCCCUGAGCUUUCUGAAAUUCAAAUGCUGUUUGUCUAUGAUCGAGUAUAAUGGCCAUAUUGAGGAAAAACUAUUUCCAGAAUAAAGUUGUAAUAUUAUGAGAAUCAGGUUGGAACUGAAUCAAGGUUCAAUAUUUUCUGGAUGCAGCUGGUUGACUCUUGUUUUGCUUUACUUGCCUUAAACUUUCAUGAAACACAGAAGCUGUGUGGGCUUUGUGAAGAUCUCUUUCAUAUUUAUAAAGAGGGAGUUUUUUGACUUGAUUGUAAACUGCGAAGAAUUCAUGAAUUUGUGAGUGAAUGAAGAGUUGCUGUUGAAUCUUGUCGUUUGAAUGUGAUUUUAGGGAUUUGUGUAAGACAAUGUGCAAUUUUCAUGACAGAAAAUGGACAUGGAUGAUCCAUGUACAUAAUGUAUUUAAGUGUACACAGAUAGGGUAAGCUUGAAUGUAAAUGUGGAAUAUUUAUUGUUUGUUAUAUUGAACUACAGUGGUGUUUUGAUCUCUACUACUUUUCAGGUAUUGUGGCCUUUUUUGUUUUAUUACCUGCAAAGUUUGUUGAAAAAAAUCAAACCUUUAAUUUGUUACUGAUUUCAGCUGAUUGUUUUCACGCAACUAAAUUCAGAGUCUUUGCAUGCUGAAGUUGAAAUUGCCGUUACACCUGUUGAAUAUGUCUGAUACGACAUAGAGUUAAUUUAUAUCAUGUAAAUGCUUGAACUGGCAUGAUUGAAAUCGAUCUUUUUUUUUAACAAGCAGAGGAUAUAAAGGAGAAUUGAUUUUGCAGGUUUGUUGCAUUGGCAUUUUUCUAAACUAGAAUAAAGCAGGGCUGUAUUGUGUCUGUGAUCCAUUCCAAUA
Paralichthys olivaceus (Japanese flounder) is the source of this 7720-nucleotide messenger RNA. RefSeq names its product titin homolog. NCBI's taxonomy places the organism in Eukaryota, Metazoa, Chordata, Actinopteri, Pleuronectiformes, Paralichthyidae. Gene Ontology annotation, biological process: positive regulation of calcineurin-NFAT signaling cascade. Gene Ontology annotation, cellular component: Z disc. The record is from RefSeq and is a predicted model, not a curated record.